UGGCCCUGCUGGCUUUGGCCUUGUUGGCACGUGAAGCACUUGCCUCCAGCAUCCACCACCUCCGUCUUUGCUCCAUUUUCAUCCAUUAUGUCUGGUCGCCAGCAGCGUGUGAUGGUACAGCCCAUCAAUGUAAUUUUCAAAAAUCUUCAACAGCGAACAAAAGUUGUCAUCUGGUUAUACGAUAAUAUUGACAUGCGGAUUGAGGGUCGAAUUAUUGGUUUCGAUGAGUUCAUGAACCUCGUCAUCGAUGAGGCCGCAGAAGUUUUCGUGAAAGGUGCACAGCCUCGGAAAGAGCUCGGGCGUAUUCUACUCAAAGGAGACAACAUCACGUUGAUCCAGCAGGUGGUAUGAAUGGUGUUGUAAUACUUCCUUGCCUGUAUUAUAUAUCUAUAGCUUUACAAAAAUUUACAAGUUGUAGAUGGGAAGCAGGUGCGACAAAUUCAGAGAUUGACGACAGAGAGGACAUUCAGCCUAGAGACGUAUUUAGGAUAUCACAUUUUGUCGUCAUGCAGUGAACGUACCUUUUCUCUCCCCCAGCCAACA
This is a messenger RNA of Desarmillaria tabescens, 543 nucleotides long. RefSeq names its product Sm-like ribonucleoprotein. The record is from RefSeq and is a predicted model, not a curated record. Gene Ontology annotation, biological process: spliceosomal snRNP assembly; mRNA splicing, via spliceosome. Lineage: Eukaryota; Fungi; Basidiomycota; Agaricomycetes; Agaricales; Physalacriaceae. The transcript is spliced from 5 exons. Bases 88 to 351 code for a protein of 87 amino acids. Gene Ontology annotation, cellular component: U4 snRNP; precatalytic spliceosome; U4/U6 x U5 tri-snRNP complex.